AUGGUGGGCUCCAGACAUACCCUCCAGGAGCUCUAUGUUGUUUCGGAACUCGCGGAGACCGACUUGGCUUCUACCUUUAGGUCUUCUCAGAUGCUGACAGACGAUCACUAUCAGCUGGCAUUGGGAACUCAUUCUACCUUUGGGGUCAUUCACCGGGACUUGAAACCAAGAAACCUGCUGGUGAAUAGCAACGCCCGGCCUCAAGGUAUAUUGCCAUGUAUUUCACUACGGAUCUGCGACUUUGGCUUGGCCCGAGUGCGCUUCUCCGACAAGGAGUGGGGCUUCACUCGCUUCGCUCGCUUCACUCGACCGCUGCCGCGUGGUGCCUCUUGUCCCUGCGACAGUGCGCCAAGCUGCGGCAGAGGAUGUAUUCUUCGAGGUUCAUGCGGAGGAGCCGAUAGAGACGGUCCAUCUGACGGGAGGAGCCUCAUCUGCAGAACCCUUUCUCUGGAAAUCCCAGCUCUUCUUCGCGCAGCUCCGCGCGCGCCCGCCACCACUGCUCGUAGCUGUACGACUUGGACAGAUCGUGGCUGUGCAGCAUCUUGCGCAAUGCCCCUGGCAGCCCUGUCAUCUGCUGGGAUUCAGCUGUGA
Molecule: messenger RNA, 591 nt
Organism: Symbiodinium natans
Lineage: Eukaryota; Dinophyceae; Suessiales; Symbiodiniaceae
Source: the annotation of a GenBank genome assembly